Cotesia congregata is the source of this 312-nucleotide messenger RNA. The record is from the annotation of a GenBank genome assembly. NCBI's taxonomy places the organism in Eukaryota, Metazoa, Arthropoda, Insecta, Hymenoptera, Braconidae.
AUGUCUUCAGAAAGUGCAGAAUUACCAAUUACAAUUGAAUUCGGAGGUGGAGCUGAACUUUUGUUUGGAAAUAAAAAAAAGCAUCAAAUAAAUUUACCUGCUAACAAAAAUUGGACAUUAAAAGAUUUAAUAUUUUGGAUCCGUGACAACUUAUUAAAGGAAAGAGAAGAAUUAUUUCUACAAAACGACACAGUCCGGCCCGGAAUCCUGGUGCUGGUAAACGAUUCAGAUUGGGAGCUGCUGGGUCAAGGAGAAUACAAUUUAUCGCCUAAUGAUACCGUACUUUUCAUAUCAACGCUCCACGGAGGUUAA